This is a messenger RNA of Owenia fusiformis, 3286 nucleotides long. NCBI's taxonomy places the organism in Eukaryota, Metazoa, Annelida, Polychaeta, Sabellida, Oweniidae. The record is from the annotation of a GenBank genome assembly.
CAACGACAUAAAAAAUCAUGUAGUUUUGAAUUAAAAUGAUCGUUUGAAAUAUUUGAUACGAAUGAUUCUCUCGGAAGAGAAUUCUAUUGAAGUAUUAACGCUACCAUAUCAACAUUGACCGCAUAUAAAGACAUGAGUGACGUUUCUUAGUUCUUGAGAAUAAAUACCCGGAGCGAGUUGAAAGCGAUUAAUCCACAACUAUUGGAAUAUUUAAAGAAAUCGAGAAUAACAUAAUUACGUAUUACUAUGAGAUUUCACAAUUGACGCCGUCAAGUGCUAGAGCAAAUACAACGAUAUGUAAGACUUUCUGAAAAAGAAACUAGUAUAUCUGCGUUUGGAAUAGUUGGAGGCAGAAUAAAGAACGUGAUCGGAAUUUAUAAUCCAGAUUUACGUAACUAAUUGCAAAUUCUGAUUGUUCACUAAAAAACAUCAAACGCGUCCAUUAUUCGUAAUCAUAUCGAUUAGAAUGUAGAAUGUAUUUAUGCGGUUAUCAAAAAUCCUGAAGGAAAUCAAAGCUGGAAGUAUGUUUCUCAGGGAAGCUCUCGUUUUCAUGGUUGGCAUUUUCAAAUUUGUGUUUUGCAUCGAGAUAACGAGCAGCUACUUCAGUGGAAAGGUUGGCAGACUUUCCUCAAAUUUAAACGAGACUUACAUCAGUGUUGGCUCUACAAUUUCAUGUGCGAAGAAAUGCAUGCGCUCGCAGUGCUGCUUUUCUUACAGUUAUAGCAAAAACACUGAGGAAUGCGAUAUCCAUUUUGUUGUUCCCAAAGAAGUUUUACCAACCGACGUUGACAGCCAAGCGGACUGGAUGAAUUUUGGCCGUGGUAGAUACUACGGUUUGCCACGAGAUUGCUACGAUCUGCACACAUGGGGAUGCCCUGAUGAUGUGUACACCGUUUACCCCGCAUCAACUACCCCAUUCAAAGUUUACUGUGAUAUGACUGGUGGCGGUUGGACCUUCAUCCAGAGACGCUUCAACGGCUCUAUCCCAUUUCAUUCCAAGUUAUGGAGCGAUUAUAAAGUAGGGUUCGGGAUUGCGUCAAAGACUGGGGAACACUGGAUCGGAAAUGACAACAUUCAUAGCUUAACUACCCAAAGAGGAUCUGGAAUGGAGGUAGAGUUCGAGUUGAAACAUCCAAGUGGAGGUUGGUACUACGCUAACUAUAAGAAUUUCUACAUCGAAAAUGAAGCUAACUGGUAUCGUUUAUGGAUAGGAGAUUAUAGUGGUACUGCCGGAGAUGCUAUCCACACACCCGACUACUACCCUGCUAAAAAGGACCUGAAUGGGCGUUACUUCAGCACCUCCGAUGAAGACCACGAUGCAACGAAUACAGACAAUUGCGCAGACUCUUAUAAAGCGGGUUGGUGGUACAAUAAAUGCAGCGCAUCCUGGCUAAACGCGGUAUAUUCUUCAGAUGGCAUGUUUCAACCGGUUUCGACUCAUCCCGACUAUAGAGGAUUGUACUGGGGGAAGCUCAGUCUAGACAUAAAAUAUAAUGGAACGUAUGCAUCGAUUAUGGAAACCAUCAUCAAGAUAAAGCCAAUGGACGUUGAAUGACUUGGUAUAAAGUACCUUGUAUAAAUUAGUUACUCUAAUUAAAAUACUGUUAUUUAUUAUUUUUUUAAACAUUCGUCGUUAUUUAUGUGAAAUUCCGAAAAUACAUACAUAUGUGCUGGACACAGCUUUAAAAGCUAUAGACACGUGUAUUAAUGUUUAUGUACAUAGGCCACCAACUUCGUUCUAUUUUACAUCAGGAUUAUGGAAUCCUUUCCCUUUACAAUGGGUACAUUUUACGUCCUUUUUACUGCGGCCAGUAAAUAAGUUCCAAAUCCAGGUUUUCAGGGGUUGUAUGGAUCCAACGUUUCCCUGUGGACCUAAUAUGCCCAUUAGUGUUGUGAAAAACCCUAAAGCAUAUAACAUUGCGAAUCCUAUUGUUCCAAACAUGAACAGUCCGAACUGCAUGAAGAAAAGAAUCUUAGCAAAGAGCAUAAACAGGGAUGCCCCUAGCGUAGUGAUGGAACCGGAUAUGACUGAUAUACCGACGUCACGUAACAUGUCUUGUGUUCUUCCGAGCCGAUCAACCUUUGGCGAAUUAUGAUAUCCUUCCGCCAGAUGAACCACGUAGUCAACAGCCAGACCAACCACCAAGGAAAGGUUCAAUGAUUCGAGUACCUGAAGGUGAAAAUAAUACAUGUUUAAUAUUUCAUUUUCAAUUUUGAAUGUCAGUCCUACAAAGACUUUAACGGUCCUUCUUGGAUGGCUAUUUCAUCUUUUUUAUUAAUGGCGCUUUUCAUAACUUUGCUCUACCUGUGCCCUGGUGAUUUUUUGGUAUUGUGUCAACUGGAAAUUUAAGUAGUGCUUCUUGGAAGGCCUAACUUGUCCCACAGUAUCCGUGGAUAUUUAAUGUGUUUUUCUACAUUGCACAUUUGGUCUAUUAUAUGUAUUGAUUUUCCGAAAGGUCAGAACAUUCUUUGAUUGACCAUAACAUAAGCAAUAAAUAAAAAGCUUUUUAAGGUAAACUAUAAAUGUCAUCCAUGGAUUCUAGUUUCUCUCCCUGAAAAAUAAGAUUCAUUAAAAAAUCCAGUUUGGACUGAACUUAUAUAUACAAUGUGUAUUGUCGAAACUAGAAUAGCACCAAAGGUAACCAUUGUAAUCCUAUCUUACCCCUAGUUUCCACCCGACCAAUGGAAUGAGGCCGACGAUAGUGACUGUAAUACAACUGAUGGAUACGGUAGCGAUGAACCCGAUUAUGAUGUUGUUAGUGGCGAGGACGAGAACAGGGAACGCUAUACUGAUGCCAAUGAUGAUGCCCUGAAUGGCAGACUUGGACAGAACCUAAAAUGGCGAUAAAUGAAAUAGGCUGUGAAUAAAAUAGAGAAAUGUGUGUUUUCAUUAGCUAACAAAGCUUACAAGAACAUACCUGUUACAAGUGAGAGAUCAUACACGAGUUGUAGUGAAUUGUGAAGUUAAAAACGACCCGAGACUCGCAUCAAAAAGGUUUAUUUCACGUGAAAGCUUAAUAUAUUACUAGGUGCUAAUCAUGACACAAUAGUAACAUAACCAUAGGGUGGAAGCAUGGAACAGUCACCGUGGAGUAAAAUUGAAUACUCAAAGAAUUGCCAUCCCCUUAUAAUAUAGAACGUAAACAAUACUUGGAGUAAAUCAAUAUCUUACACACAACGAAAACAUUACUCAAUUGUUUAAGUUGUACAUUUUAUAAUUAUGAACUUUACUUCAAUAGCACUGCGCUCUCAGUAGAUAUUGUAAACGGUAUUAUUCCGUUUGUAG